Nicotiana attenuata is the source of this 1962-nucleotide messenger RNA. RefSeq lists its product as uncharacterized. NCBI's taxonomy places the organism in Eukaryota, Viridiplantae, Streptophyta, Magnoliopsida, Solanales, Solanaceae. The coding region runs from base 1 to 1962 and encodes 653 amino acids. Gene Ontology annotation, molecular function: aspartic-type endopeptidase activity. The record is from RefSeq and is a predicted model, not a curated record. Gene Ontology annotation, biological process: proteolysis. The transcript has a single exon.
AUGGCGAAAGGUGCUCGAUUGAAUGACACAGCCACAGAAGAACCAGGGGAUCUACGUGAAUUGAUGCAGAAGCUAAUCGCAGAAGUUGGGGCUUUAUCGGGAGAAGUUUCAAAUCUGAAACGUUUGGACCAAACUGUUCUUGAACUAAAGGAACAGUUGAAUCAUUCUGGAGAAAAUCGAAGGGACAAAACACCUAUGCAACAUGAAGGCGAACCAUCUGAUGAAAGGUCACCAAGAGAAUGGAGUCCUGGCUAUUAUAACCACCACAAUUCUAAUUUCUCGAGGUGGUCAAGGAUGGAAUUCUUGAGGUUUAAUGGAGAAGAUCUGAAGUCUUGGCUAUUCAAAAUUGAGCAGUUCUUUUCUAUGGAAAAGGUUCCUGCUGAAGAAAGGGUGGGGGUUGCAGCAAUACAGUUAGAAGGUGAAGCUAUACAUUGGCAUUUAGCAUUUAUGAGAUAUAGACAAUAUCUUCAGCCAGCUACAUGGACUGAGUAUGUAAUGGCAUUGGUGGAGAGAUUUGCAGUCGACUUUGAAGAUCCCAUGGAAGAAAUCAAGAAGAUCAGACAAACAGGUACUGUCAAGGAGUACCAAGCUAUUUUUGAAAGGAAUCUCACAAGGGUGAAUCUAUCACAAGAAAAUGCCAUCAGUUGUUUUCUUGGUGGACUGAAACAUGAAUUGAACAUUGCAGUGAAACUCACCAAUCCCACAACCCUAUCGCAGGUGUACAAAACUGCUAGAAUGCAAGAGGCCUAUUUAGCUGCUAUUAGACUGCCUUCUUCAACUAGCAAUGUACCAGCAAGUGCUACCAGAAGGGUCAUGGAUCAAAGAAUCAAUAGCAGACCAUUGUUACCAACUCCUAGCCAAAGGAAUGCUGGGACUUCUAAAGGAUUUAACAGGAGAACUUUGAGUCUAGAAGAGAUGAAUGAAAAAAGGGCUAAAGGCCUAUGCUACUUUUGCAAUGAAAAAUAUGUAGUAGGGCAUACAUGUAAGAAUUUGAAGCAGAUAUACUUGCUUGAAUUGGAAGAACCAGAAGAAGGGUUGAUUUCAGAGGAAGUAGUGAAUGAACUAGAAGAGCAGGAGAUGGAACUCACACAACCAAUGGAGCAGGUGGGAAUUUCCAUUCAUGUUCUGAAUGGAUCACUGGGGUACAGGACACUAAGAGUGACAGGGUAUCAUUCUCAAAAACCCUUGCACAUCUUAGUGGACACAGGAAGCUCUCACAAUUUUAUGGAUCCUGAGUUAGUAGAGAGAUUGAAAUGUCCUGUGAGAGCAACUACACCACAACUGGUAGCAGUAGCCAAUGGGAACAUGUUGAAGGUGGAUAAAGUUUGCAAAACUUCUUGGCUCCUACAAGGAGCUGAAUUUUCUGCUGAAUUCUUGCUACUACCAUUGGGAUCUUGUGGAGUGGUAUUAGGAGUUCUGUGGUCAUUAACAUUUGGGGAUAUAAAAAUGAACUUCAGAACACUUACCAUGGAGUUCUAUUACAAAGGAAGGAAGCAUGUACUUAGAGGAUCAGGAAAGCAAAUUCUGACUCCUGGAGCUGGAAAGUUGGCCAGAAUUUCAGGUAAACAAUCUGAAUUAUGCAUGAUACAAGUAAUGCCUGCUAUGUGUAAUGAAGUACAAUGUUGUUAUGUGGAAACUAAGGAGACAUUUGAACAAGAUCCUAGACUACUCAACUUGCUAAAUGAGUUUAAGGAAUUGUUCAAAGAACCUACUCAAUUGCCACCAUCUAGAGGAGUGUUUGAUCAUAGGAUUGUCCUUCAAACUGGAACUGAACCUAUAAAUAAAAGACCAUAUAGGUAUCCCUCAGUCAAGAAGGAUGUUAUUGAGACCUUAGUAAAACAGAUGCUAGAUCAAGGUAUUAUCCAACCAAGUAGCAGUCCCUUUGCUGCACCUGUGGUUUUGGUUGGAAAGAAAGAUGGUACAUGGAGACUGUGUGUCGAUUAUAGAGAUUUGAACAAGUAA